UUGCCGCCCACUCUUCCCUCUGGUCGUGCAGCAGUUUUAUGCACAGUUGUUGCUUUAAAGCAGCUCUGUAAAGACUAAAAGGCUUCAAGAUGGCAUCCCAGCAGCUCUACUUGAGGAUAAUGGGGCUGGCUGUGUUGUUGACACUCUUUGCACUGAGAGAUGCAUCCAGUGAAAGCAGCUUGCACAAGAUCUUGAGGAAAAGAGAUGUGGCAGGAGCUGGUACUGCCCCCUCAAAGUCCUCUGUUGCCGUCCCGUCUUCCAAGGCUCAAGAGUUCCUCGCAAAACUGAGCAGAACCAAGAGGAACCUCUGGGAUCGCAGCAGACCGGACGUGCAGCAGUGGAUCAUGCAGUUUAUGUACAUGGGAUUCGAUGAGCAGAGGCUGGAGACUGACCUGUCAUACUGGAUGGACCAGGCUCGCGCCAGUGACCAAGGGCGUCAACACCACUAUGAUGAGAAUGCCCCCAUUGGCCCACGUGACCCCAGUGCUUACAGACACGGAGCUAAUGUCAACUAUGAUUACUAUUAACUGUGACAGUCUGUUGGUUUUACACCUGACGUGCAGCUGCCAGUAUCCAAGUACUCCUAAGUCAGGGUUCCCACAUAUUGUUACCAAUUAAUUUUAAUAACUUAUCCAUAAUAUUUUUCCCAAUAUCCAUGACUUUAUGUAAGUAGUUAGAGAUGCAGCCAUAAGUUAUUAAAUACGCUUUUCCCAGGCAUUUGCAAACUGCUAGCGUUUGCUAUCUUUACAAGCUCGUUAGACAUUCCAGCCGCCAACUACCAACAUAUGCCCAAAAUAGGUAAUUCGCAAAAAACAUCAAGGCCACGCCCCUUUUUGGAGGAGAGAAACUAAAAAUCCUAGAUGUCAGUGGAAUUUCACAUGUGACAGUUUGUAAGUAUUUAUUUCUUGUUGAAUGAAUAUUUGUUUUAUGGACGAGUCUAAUUGUUUUGGAACUGUUUAAAAAAAGAAAAAAGGAGGCAGCACUUCAACAGUGGCGUUCUCAGUAAGCAGAGUGUUGAGCCCAAAUCCAAGGGUGCAUACUCCAAAAAAUGCGAAGAGGUAACACAUGCCAAAUUCCCAAGUGAAGGAGGACAAAAUAGUCACAUUUCAUUUGUUUAAUUGGCUCACAUUGCAAUUAAACUAUGCUGACAUGUUUCUGCAUACCAUGAGCCUUCAUCAGAGCUUUUCUGCAUUUUCCUCUUUCUCUCCUCAUGUGACAAUGUGCUUCUUUACCCCUGAAAAGGCGGGGCUUGGCAAUGACACGAUGUAUCAUGUGAUACUGGUGGUGUUUCAACUGUGACACAGCCCAGCACUAGUUUUUAAAUUAGUAACAGAAGGAAUGUAUUUUGCAUUUUGGGAUUAUUAUGAACAUUUUUAAGCAAUUGCCAAAACAAUAUAUGUUCAAAACUUUUCCAAAACCUUCUGUUAGCUCCUCAGGUCUGGAAAUCAGUUUUUCUAAUUUCAUAACUUGUCCAGGAAUGACAUGAGCGUGGGAACCCUGCACAGCUGCUCCGGCUUCUUUGUUUUAAUUGGUUAGAUCAACUAGUAUAACCCACUCUUUGUCACCAUCCUCACGUAUUAGUUACAGAGCAGAGGUGAUGUUCAGUGACAGCACAAACACAAUUAUGCGUGCUAUUUACAAAUUUUGUAAGCAACAUUUUGAGGCAGCUGAUUUGUAUGAAAUACUGUUAAAAUCUGAUGUCUGGCUCUUUUCUCAUCACAAGGUCACUGUAAAUAAAGAUGCGGCUCUUAC
This is a messenger RNA of Epinephelus fuscoguttatus (brown-marbled grouper), 1752 nucleotides long. It is a transcript of the gene ecrg4a, whose product is annotated as ECRG4 augurin precursor a. Bases 90 to 527 code for a protein of 145 amino acids. The record is from RefSeq and is a predicted model, not a curated record. Gene Ontology annotation, biological process: G1 to G0 transition; cellular senescence; regulation of cell population proliferation. The transcript is spliced from 4 exons. NCBI's taxonomy places the organism in Eukaryota, Metazoa, Chordata, Actinopteri, Perciformes, Serranidae.